Molecule: messenger RNA, 417 nt
Organism: Haemonchus placei
Lineage: Eukaryota; Metazoa; Nematoda; Chromadorea; Rhabditida; Trichostrongylidae
Source: the annotation of a GenBank genome assembly
AUGUCUAAGUCUUCUUCCUCGUCGAUCGUGGAAGCUUCUGCACAACCAUCCGACAACAAACUACUUAAGAUGAAAGGUCACGAGGGACCACCACCACCUUUCACCAUAUUGUUCGACGACUUCUUGGACGGCGCUCCACUACAUGGUCUGAACGCCAAGAUGGCUCGAGAACUCACUCAGUCUUCGUUAACCCAAGUGUGGAAUGGAAUGGAACGUGUGCGUCAGCAGCCCUACUCACACGCGGGUCAGGUAAUAGUUUACCGAAGAGAUGGACAAGGCGCCCUGCUGGGGGCAAAAGAUUUUUACAUACCAGAGCCUUACCUUCGUGAAAUUCACUGCCUGCCGCUGACGCAGGACUCAGCCAACAUCCUGACGGAACGGAGACAAGAGGUUUCGUCCGUGAUCAAUUGUCGAUGA